Colletotrichum karsti is the source of this 2259-nucleotide messenger RNA. RefSeq lists its product as uncharacterized. Bases 1 to 2259 code for a protein of 752 amino acids. Gene Ontology annotation, biological process: transmembrane transport. The record is from RefSeq and is a predicted model, not a curated record. Gene Ontology annotation, molecular function: transmembrane transporter activity. The transcript has 2 exons. NCBI's taxonomy places the organism in Eukaryota, Fungi, Ascomycota, Sordariomycetes, Glomerellales, Glomerellaceae.
AUGGACGGCUCUGAUGAGUCGUCUUUCGUCGACUUCUCCACGCCGCAAGAGACCCGCAACCGAAGCGGCGGACCAGCUCGUCCCAGAGCAUCCGCCAAGCAUGGUCACCUCAUCUCACGCACCACUGGCGAGCCCAAUGUUCCAGAACGAGAUAUUGCUGGACGUCCCCUCCACAACCUCCGUGGCAUCAGUCUUCGCGGCAAGUCACAUGUCAGUUUGCGUGGCGUUCAAGCCUUCAAUCUUCCCAAGUCGAAGCGUCGCCAACCUAUUGCGCGAGACUGGUCCCCAGUUCGGAAGAGAGCUGUCGCGACUGUUGCUUGCAUCAGCACCGCUCUCGUUGGCAUGCUCCUCGGCAUCUACGCAGGUCUGGUUCCUUCACUUCAGUACUUCAUUUGGGAUACAGGCCACGCAAUCAUCAACGGCAACCGAAUGGUGUUGCUUGUUCCUCGGGGUGUCAUGGGUGUCUGCCUUGGGUUUGCGAGCAUGAACUUCCACUCGAUUCUCACGGACCUUUUCGGCGCAUCUCUCAUGAGCAGCAAUCCUCAUCAAGAAGUUGUCGACGACUAUGACACCAGAAGACAUGGAGGGGGUAUGGGAGUUUGGCUCGGAAUCUGGACGUGGUGCUACAUUGCAUCUCUUGGCUUUGGAUUUUGGGUCGGCGCUUGGGUGAUCAACGAUCUUCCGCCGGCUUGGGGAUUCUACAUCAGCGUGGCUCUCAUUGCUGUUGUUCUGCUCCUCAACACUCUUUGUCCGGAAGUUCGCCGCUCAGCUUUCAGACGCUCUGUGGUGGAGGUCAGAACAGGAACCGACAUCUCGCGACGACUUGCACGAGGUGAAGUCAUGAUGCAUCGUGUCAAAGAUGGUCCAAGGUGGUGGGGCCAGGAGAUGUAUCACGGAGUGGCUCUCUGUUUUGAGAUGCUUCGGCAGCCCGGGUUCGCUGUCAUGGCUGUCUAUUCUGGUUGGAUCUAUGCCCAGGUGGUCCUCAUUAUCGUGCUACUGGGUUCGCUCUCGUCGAGAUUUUAUCACAUGCGGUCUCCCUACGUCGGACUCAUGGUGGCAGCAAUGGCUUUCGGCGCCAUAGCCGCCAUACCGUUCCAAAAGGCCAGCUACUUCUCGAGAGCGAGACAUACCCAAGUCAACACCAGCCGUAUGACCUUUGACAGGCAAGUAACUUGGACAUCGCAUCUUCUUCGCCGAACCAUUUUCACCAUCGGUCUUCCUUUGGCAGGCAUCAUUUACGCAUCGGUCUCCAGCGGGCCACCUAUCCAUCCAAGCGGUCCGGCCAUUCUAGCUGCCGUUAUUGGAUUUCUCUCAUGUCUUGCGAUCUCGGAAUGCAAUGGUCUCAUCAUGGAAACAUUCGAUACUUCUGAUCUGCAACCCGGCAUGACAGGCCGGCCACGAGGCAACUCAGGAAACGCACAAAGAAAGAAGAACUACUCGUCUUUCCCCCGCGUCACAGCUGGCUUUGCCAUCUGCCAUACCUUCGGCUUUGUCUUCGCAGCCGGGGCAACUGCGCUGGGCGGCAUGGCUCAACGAAACCUUGGACAGCGGGUGUCAACGGGAGUGGUCGCCGGCAUCUUGUUCGUGUUGACCAUCAUGCUCUCUCUCGUCCUUGUUCGUUUCAAAGAAGUCACAAUCAUUCCAGAGAGCAAGACCGAUGAGAUGGAAAGGUGGACUGCUGCCCGCAGAGAAUCUCUAAAACGCCGCGAGUCCAUACCAGCUGAGGAGAUUGACGAAAAAGCCCUCUUUGCAGAGGAAGAGCCCUGGCGCCCCUUCAUUGUGGGCAAUCCGACCAGCAAGACUCGGCGAGUCAAUGUUCUCGAACUCGGCGGGAUGACACGUUUCACUGAGAUCAGGAGAAGGAACAAGCUUAUUGACUCCAAUGCGCAUGUCAAUCGAGCAGCUUUGGAGGCUGGGCUGGAUGCACUGGAGGACCAGCUCAGCGACGCUGUCAGCGAUAUUGUAAACGAUGCGAAAGACUUGAUCAGAAGGAGCAGUCAGCGCAGCCAGCAAAGCUGGCGCUCGCGACGUCACCACCGAAGUGCGACAAGCGACAGCAGCGGUCAUUCUUCCAUCGAGAUGGACGUCAUUGAUGAGAGACUGGCACACGGUAGCCGUAAUCCUCGGCUGCCCAAUGAAGUUUACAACGAACGAGAAUGUCUCCGAGGCCAGACUGUUGAGGAGGAAGAUGAAGGGUUAUUCGGAGUGGGCCAUGACGCAAAUGGAAGUAGCAGGAGAAAUCGUAACAAACGGGACUAA